Saccostrea cuccullata (small rock oyster) is the source of this 3982-nucleotide messenger RNA. Its product is annotated as endosome-associated-trafficking regulator 1-like. Gene Ontology annotation, cellular component: recycling endosome; centrosome; ciliary basal body. Gene Ontology annotation, biological process: positive regulation of protein localization to cilium; positive regulation of cilium assembly; regulation of cytokinesis. The transcript has 7 exons. Lineage: Eukaryota; Metazoa; Mollusca; Bivalvia; Ostreida; Ostreidae. The record is from RefSeq and is a predicted model, not a curated record. The coding region runs from base 1 to 1239 and encodes 412 amino acids.
AUGGCAGAAGGUGGGGAAGAAGAAAACAACCCAUUUUCUUUCAAAAAGUUUGUAAAAUCGAAAGACAAGCAUGUUGUACAAAGCAGUGAAGAUGAAGCGGAAUCCAAGCAAGAAACUUUAACUCAAACAAAAGAGACUUCAAAAGAUUCAAAGAAGAAGAAGAAACAAGAUGAAAAUCCUUUUUCCUUCAAAAAGUUUUUGGAAUCCUCCGGAACAGGAAGCAAACCAAAGGACAGAAAUGACCGAGUCUGUCAUUCCCAGCGGACCAGUCAAAAUACUCCAGACUUUGCCACAGAUCUCCCCGAUUUUGUCCAGGAUCAUUUCCAGGACAGUCCCGCAGCAGCCAAGUUUCCUCCUAAUUUAGAUUUCCCUCUCCCUGAUUUAGGAUUUCCAAAUGAAUCAACUCAGAGAGGGCAUUCAAAUUCAUUUAAUGAACAAUUUGAGGUGAGAAAUAGUGACUCCAGAAAUUUAUCAUCAGACAGCUUAAGGGCCAGGGGUGUGUUUACGCCUAACAAUAGUGCAAGUGACCUAGUUUCUGGAAUUGGUGAAGUGAAUCGUGACAAUACUGAUGAGGAAGAUUUUGUGCUUAAUCGUCCUCAAGUUCCCACGAGUCUUCCAGACUUUAUUACAGAUGGCAUACUCAAAAAUACAGACAAUGCCCAAAGUAAUGAGAUUUCCUUACCUAGGCCUCUCCACUCUCAACUGAAUGGCUCACUUAGAGCACCAUCAAAUGGGGAGGAGGAAAAUGAAAGAUUGAAAGCAGAAAAUGAAUCAUUGCAACGACAAUUGGAGGAGGCCAGAAAUAGAGCUGUUAUGGAAACUAAAAGGUGCAAUAAGUUGAAAAAAGAAAUGGAAGCAGCUCAAAAGAAGGAGGCAGAAGACACAGCAGCCAUGGAGAAGAUGCUUGAGGAAGUGGAGGCCAAUUUACUCACCUCUACAAACAGAGCAGUUGCAGCAGAAAAUCAGGUUGCUGUGUUACAGAAACGUGUGACAUUCCUGGAGAAUGAGAAUGAGUUACUUAAGUCCGGAGACAAAGGAUUGGCGGAUCUAAGGGAACGGACAACUUAUGUUUCUCAGCAGUUAGUUUCUGUUGUAUCAACUGCAGAACAAAAUCUUAAGCAGAUGUUGUCAGGAGUGGAGAAUUUACGAAUCAUGUCUCAAGUGUUAAAAUCUAUUGACAAAGUCACAGAGGCAGAGGGAGCGUCAGGUGAAAGUUCACAACCAAAGAAGAGCAGCUGACACACUGAGUGGGUCAGAGGUCAUGUGUCAGAAGUCAUAUGUUAGAGGUCUUAGUUCAUCAGAAGAGAGUUUUUCCUUGUAAUUGGAUAAAGAAUCCAUGAUAUAAAUGAAUGAGUUUUCUAUUCAUGCAUCCUCACAAUGCUAGGAGUCCUGAGUUAACACUUUGCCUUGGAACCCCUGGCGAAUUUCAUUAGAUAAAUUAGGGCUUGCUUCUCCCAUUGAGAAGCACCAAUCAAAUUAAAGCUUUCAUAAUUAGUUAGAUAAUGUAACAGAAAAGAUUCAGUUGACACCUCAAAUGCAUGUGUUACAAGUUGUUUAUCGUAGAAUGGCUUAAUGUCCUUAGCUGAGAGAUAAGAAAAGCAAUCAAGAUUUGUAAUUUUUCUGAAAGCUGUGGCUACAGCCAGUUCCUGAAUUAUUUAUUGAUGUUGUCCAGGGUUCCACGGCAACAUGUUGAGUCAGGACCCCUGCCAUUACGAGGAUGGUAUUUAUCAAAAGUGAUAUCUUUGUAAAAUUAUUGAUCAUAAAUGUGUUCUGCAAAAAAAUAGUAUUUUGUAGAUUGCCCUUAAAUUUAUGCUAAAUUUUGCUACAAAUUAAAAUUUUUGUAAUUAGAAAUAGAAGUGUUGCUCUCAAUAAGUGAUGAAUUUAUAAGAUGAGGCAGACUUUGCAACUUACAUACUUGUGACUGGAACAGCAUAGGCCAAUAUUGAUCAAUGUUCAAUGUUUUAUCAUAUUUGUAAUACAGUUUUUAUUUUAUAUUGUGACAACUGUAUUUUAUAAGAAUUGUAUACUUUAAGUAAAAUAUGUUUUGUUAUUUUUCACUUUACACUAUAUGAGAGUACAAGUCUUUUCAGUUUAUGAAUACCUGAUACAUCUUAUUAUUCAUAUAUGACCAUUUAUUCAAAAGGGAUGAAGGAUGCAGUAAAAACAUACCACAUAUUUCCACGGAGAAGAAUUAUGGCUUUAACAUAGAAAAAAAAACAUUCCUAGGUGAAAUACCUUAUACUGUGAAAUCUUUAAUUUUCGUGGGGGUUUAAUUUUGGUUGUUUUCAAGGUUUGAUUUGGCCCACAAAUUUAUGUCCACCACGAAAUGCAAUUUUUCACAUAUAUUACUACUGAACAAUUCUUCAACCACGAAAUCAAAUCCCCAUGAACCAAUAUAUUUUCCUCAAACCACGAAAAUUUUACCCCUUGAAAAUAUGUGAUUUUACAGUAUAUAACAAGGUGUGAUUUUGGUUCCAGGGUGUGACUAUGUUUAUCAGUGAGAAAAGAGAGGUCUUUUCUACAUUUUCUUGUUGAUAAGCUAUGCAGUUUUAUCUAAGUUAAUUUUCAUUACUAGUUCAUACAUUAUUUGUUUCUCAGUGUCCAAAAAGUAUUUUUCAUUGCCAUAUAGAGGGUUCUUAAUGCCUGUUUAAUUGAGGAAGGACAUAUUAUAUAUGUUUGUAAGUGGGUAAGAAAGUGUAUUCAAUGUCAAGUAUCAAAAGGAAAUAUAUCUUAACAGUGAUACAUGUAUUAUUGUCACUGUAAAUCUAAACUGUUUACAUACAGUUGUGUAAAGGGUCUACAUGCAUGUUUUGUCAAGUGUCAUUUACGUUCAUACAUUUCUUUGAAAAGUUCCUUUAAAUUGCUCUAUUUUACAAUAUAAAAUCAUAGUGACUAAAUUUAGUUAUUUUAUGGACCGACGUGUAUAAUUUACUAACAUUUACUUACUAUUAAAGUAACAUGAUAUAAAAGUUAAAUGAUCUUUUUAAAAAGAAGGGGGAGGGGUCUGGAUUUUUUUCCCAUCAUGAAUAAAGGAAAGUCAUCAUUUAUUUGUAAGUAGUUAAAAAUACAUGGGUCCACAAGACAGAACAGUUUGAAAAAGACACCCCUUUUCCAAACAUAACCUUUUAGUAUUAAAAUUUUUUAUGGAAAGGCUCCUCACCUCUUUUUUGCUGAAACAGUUACUUGGUGAAAAUCAGGGUAAUCAGUUGUUAGGAAUGAACAAAACUGUGGUCAUGAAAGACGUUGGAACCUUUUCUUUUUAAUCAAGACUAGGUAAUAGUCGUAUAGUCUAAAUAUAGGUAUUGACAUGCUUAUCAGGCGCGGAUCCAGGAAUUUUUUCCGGGGGGGGGGGGGGUUCCACCCCAGUCAAAAAUAAAAUCCAACUCAGAAAUUUGUUGACAAACAUAAAAAAAUUACACCUGCGCCCAAACGUGACAUUUGACUUCUAAUGCUUUAUAGCUAUUACUUUUCAUACCAACUUUACAAAGGUCUGCGUUUUCAAGGGGGGGGGCUCCUAUUUCUAGGAGGGGUCCAAGGUCACUUUUAACUUGGUUUAGUGUAUCAAUUUAAUAUCUCUGCAAAUUCCAGGGGGGGGGGGUGUCCAGACCCUCCACCCCCUCUAGAUCCGCGCAUACUUAUUAAAAUCAUUCGUUUUCUAAUGCACACUCGAAUGUAUAUCCAUACUGUAAUUACUAAUCUUACGUUUGUGAUAGGCUCACAUGAAUCCACGCACCAAAUGGUAAAAAGCUGUUUGAAUAAAAUCAGUUUGUCCAAAAAAUAUCAAGAUUAAUGACCUUCAAUAUUCCCAGUGAAUAUGUAACAUUUUUUCUUUAAGGUUCAUUGAUACUGUGGUAAGAGAGAUAACUCCUAAUGACGUCAACUCAUGAUGUCAACUGUGUAAAACUUGGCUCUUUCUAGAAAGUUUUAGUACUAGCUACUAGUAGUAGUAUGUCGAAAAGGAAAAAUAAAUUCAGAUUCCGUU